Messenger RNA from Ricinus communis (castor bean), 974 nucleotides. RefSeq lists its product as uncharacterized. Lineage: Eukaryota; Viridiplantae; Streptophyta; Magnoliopsida; Malpighiales; Euphorbiaceae. The coding region runs from base 255 to 845 and encodes 196 amino acids. The transcript has 2 exons. The record is from RefSeq and is a predicted model, not a curated record.
AACCAUAUAUAGAAGAAGCAUGGAACACGUAAAGGGGCAUACAGCAGGAACCUUCACAUCCAAGGCAAAUCAACAAAAAGUAUAAUAGAAUUAAAGAGUGGAAAAUCAAACCUGUCGAAUAAUUCGAAGAAGCUUAAUGCAUACGAAGUUCCAAAAGCCAGUUUCUUUUCUUUAUUCCUAUAGCUACUGUGAAUGCUUUAUAUGAUCAUAUCUCUCUCUCUCUUCAGUACGCAUGUGUCCUUUGUUAAUUAGCUAUGGCCUCUCUCAAAGUUGCCCUCUUUCUUCCUCUUCCUCUUCUUCUUCUUCUUGCCAUUUCCUUACUUUCUUCUCCAGUGCACUGUGAUGAUGAAGAAGACAUUCUAAUCACAUGCCUAAACAGUCACAGGGCAUACUUAAACCUCCCAGUUUUCGUCAAAAACGAAGGAGCAGAUUGUCUAGCCGACGAAGUUGCUCGAGAGUUAGGUGACGAACCGUGCAACAAGACCAACACCAAUAACCCAUUUCAAGUUGACCACAACAUUACUGACCUAAUAUCCAAAUGCGACAUCAACAUCACCCACACUAAAGAUGGUGCAGUAUUGCCUGUUUGUGUGCCUGAGUUGGAGCCAAUUGCAGUCUUUACUAAUUAUACAAGAACCCACUUCGCCAAAUACAUCAAUGACUCGAGAUUUGCUCAAGUUGGAAUUGGCAGUGAAGGUGAAUGGAUGGUGAUUGUUUUGAGCACAAACACUAGUAGAGGUGACUUUGCUGCUUUUGCUGGAACGAAUAGUUUGGUUUCUGCCAUUGGUUUCGGACAUUGCCUUGUGUCCUUCUUGUUGGGAAUGCUUUUCUAUUUAGCAAACUGAAGUGCCGGGAAUUGAACAUACUAUACUGUCUUACUAUAAGAAAGUACAUGUUGUUUUUAUUCAUUCAUUUAUUUCUAUUUAUUUUGUAUUGUAACUUAUAACAUGUAUUUAUUUAUUAUUUAUGGUUGA